AUGAUACUAAGGCAUAAGCUCCUACAUCAAGCCUUCUCAAUAAGGUUACACUCUACCGUUAGCAAUGUUGCACUUCUGAAAAUACGAAACAUUGGAAUCAUUGCCCACAUUGAUGCCGGGAAAACCACCACCACCGAGCGAAUGAUUUAUUAUAGUGGGAAGAGCUCACGGAUUGGAAAUGUCGACGAAGGGGAUACCGUCACUGACUACCUUCGUUCAGAAAGAGAACGUGGUAUAACUAUUCAACUGGCAGCCACAACGAUACCGUGGAACCAACACAAGAUUAAUAUCAUUGAUACUCCUGGCCAUGCUGAUUUCACGUUCGAGGUGGUUCGUUCGUUACGUGUUUUGGAUGGUGCUGUUACGAUUUUGGACGCAGUUGCUGGGGUCGAAGCUCAGACUGAAAAAGUGUGGAAACAAGCGAGCGUGUUGGGAUUACCGAGAGUCAUAUAUAUAAACAAAAUGGACCGCCCUGGAGCUGGAUUCAGCAGGACUGUGCGAGAAGUCAUUCAAAAGCUUGAGACAAGGGUAGUAUUGUGCAAUAUCCCGUACUUUGAAGUUGGUGCAGAUCAGGAAUACAUUUUCAAAGGGGUUAUUGAUGUAUUGCAUGGUAAGUUGUUGAAAUGGAAAGAAGAGGAUAAAUUCGGCAAAGAGAUCGAUGUUUUCGACUUGGGUGAGUCCAAACCUGAACUUUUUGAAAUGUACAGCAAGGCGAGAGAGUCCAUGGUUGAAACUCUAGGCGAGAUUGAUGAGUCCGUUAUUGAUGCAUUCCUUGAAAACGAUGAAGAUUACUUGAAAAUUUCACCUGAAUUGUUAGACCUGGUAAUUCGGAAAGCUACAUUGAGUAACUUUUUAGCGCCAGUAUUUUGUGGGUCGUCAUUCAGGAAUAUUGGAGUGCAGCCAUUGAUGGAUGGCAUUUCCAAAUAUUUACCGUCCCCGUUGCAAACGACAUUGCCAGAUAUCAAAAGUAAGAAGAAAGAAAUUUCGAAAAAGAUGGACGAUACAAGAGGAUUGAUAUUCAACAACGAUAAGAACUUGACUGUAGGUCUUGUCUUCAAGGUUAUGACACACGCGACAAGAGGCCCCAUGACAUUUGUUAGAGUUUACAGUGGAAAGUUGAAUGCAUCCACUAAUUUGAUAAAUACAAGAACAGGCAAAAAGCUUUUGGUUAGAAACUUACUUGUGAUGCAUGGAGAUGCACCAGAGGAAGUUAAAAGUGUUAGCGCUGGUGAUAUUGGUGUUAUACCUGGAUACGAGACCGAGUUCAAGACUGGAGAUACCUUUGUUUGCAGUGCAGUGGGUAAAAAAGCUAUGGGACCGAUGGAGUCAAAUAUGACAUUGAUGCCUAUCGAUAUUCCGCCGCCUUUGUUCAAUGCUAGUAUAGAGCCACAUACUGCCGGAGACGAAGCUUACAUGAGAAAAUGUUUGGAUAUAUUGGUGCGCGAAGAUCCAUCGUUAAAGGUGCAUGUGGAUGAAGAAUUGGGACAAACGGUGCUUAGUGGAAUGGGUGAACUACAUCUAGAUAUUGUGCGUGAGAGAUUGAUUAAUGACAUGAAAGCAAAAGUUAAUUUGCGUGACGUUGCAGUUUCUUUCAAGGAAUCCUUUGUGGGUAGGACCGAGGCUGAAGGAAGUUUUGAAGCCGAGAAUACUGCAGUCAAAUUGAUUGUUGGCCAUGUUGAAAAUUGCACCGACUUUGAGUCAGUGCCGGGCGCACACGUAUUUGAGGAUGAAAACAAUGUCAUAAUCUUGCCAGAUUCUGCUGCUUCAGAGCACGCCAAGACUGCUUUGAGUGAUAGACGCUGGAAGUGUCCAAAUUCAAUAGAGGACUUGAAAGAGGCUGUGAUCAAUGGGUGCUUGACUUCGUUACAGAUGGGUGGUCCACAGUUGGGUCUUUCAUUGCAUUCGACUGUAAUUACAAUAGACCAUUGGGACGCACCAGUAGAUAAGGGUGAAGAACUAGUUUCUUCCUUGAUGAAUGCAAGUAGACAAGCUAUCCAAUCAGUCAAAGAAGAGGUGUCCAACUUUGCAAUUUUCGAGCCAGUGAUGAUAACAAAAGUCUAUGUGAACUCAAAUGACUUGGGCGAAGUUUCGCAUGACUUGACACAGAGGUGUCAAGCUGUCAUUUUAGCAGUUGAGGACGAAUCAACACAAGAUAGUGAGAUUGCCGAUUGGACCUCAGAAGUUGCUGAAAAGACCUAUGUACCACCUGAUUACACGUUAUCGCGAGCCAAAGGUAAAAGUGCGGACUUUGCCAACAAGAAGAUUAUUAUUGCCGAGACACCAUUGAAGGAAAUGAUUGGGUAUUUAUCGAAAUUGCGUGCUCUUACUCAAGGAAGAGCAACCUUUGACAUGUCCUUUAUUGGAAUGAGACGCGCAGUUGGUUCAAGAGCAGAUUCUAUUGCCCGUGGGUGA
Lodderomyces theae is the source of this 2412-nucleotide messenger RNA. RefSeq names its product Mef2p (gene MEF2). Gene Ontology annotation, molecular function: GTPase activity; GTP binding. The coding region runs from base 1 to 2412 and encodes 803 amino acids. NCBI's taxonomy places the organism in Eukaryota, Fungi, Ascomycota, Pichiomycetes, Serinales, Debaryomycetaceae. Gene Ontology annotation, cellular component: mitochondrion. The transcript has a single exon. The record is from RefSeq and is a predicted model, not a curated record. Gene Ontology annotation, biological process: ribosome disassembly; mitochondrial translation.